AUGCGGUGCAAUACGACCGUACGCCGCCAUCUCCAGUUUGGGAAUGAGGGGUUUGGUAGGGGUGCACUCGGGUAUAUACCUUUUCGGCUUGUUGAUUCGUUACCAAGGGGGGCGUUGCCAAGCGCGCGCGCAGCUAUUUAUGUUUUUCAUUGCUCACGCAUAGCAACGGGCGGGGUUUUGGUCGCGGUAGGCGUUGCGCUGUGCGUUGAAAUUUUGACGGGAUUUUUUUUUGUUUCGCAGAAACUGGAUUCGGAGGAUGCUUACUACCAGCAUUUGAAGGGUCAUCGAGUCCGACCGGCGACCGACCCGCUCCAGCCGGAUGAAGAAACGCCCCCGGCCAAGAAGAAACGGUCCUGGGUUCAUUCGGGCGAGCACCACAAGUGUCACCUCUGCCAGAAGGUGUUUACGUUCCGCAGCCAGCUGCAGCAGCACACGGCCCUACAUCAUCAGCCGGGCAAACCGUACGAGUGUGGCAAGUGCCACUACAGUUUCGUGCACAAGCUGAACCUCAAGCGGCACGAGCUGACCCAUCUGGAAGAGGAGCGCGUGUCCGCCGAGGAUGAUCCGUCGAUUCAGCUGCUCGAGGACGAAAGCUUCAACGCGGAGGAACUCGCCGAACCGGACGAGAUGAGUCCGGCCGUAGUCGGGCUGAUGCCGGUGAAUCGUGGCGGCGUCGGCAGCGAAGCCGGUGACAAACAGUCCGGCGAGGGCGUUGGUCCACCAAAGAGAAACAAGUGUGUCGUCUGCGCGGCCACCUUCCAGCGCGAGGACCAGCUGAUCGAGCUUCUCAAGACGCACAUCGAGCGGAUGAAGGUCACCAAGCAGGAGACGCAGUCCGCCAAGAAGAUACUCACGGACGACAGCGACAAAAAGUGCAAACUGUGCGCGAAGGUGUUCAAGUUCCCGUGCCAGCUGAAGCAGCACAUUCAGAUGCAUCACUCCAAGGAUAAGCCGUUUGAGUGUAACAUUUGCAGUCCCCUCAACGUGAAAGUCAUUUCCCUCGUGGAGCAAUCGAAAGCAUUUUCCUCAAGAACGCGACGAUGUCGCUGUUCGGUAGUCGGUAUAGUGUUUAAGGAAGCAAACUUCUUUUCUUGA
Culex pipiens pallens (northern house mosquito) is the source of this 1095-nucleotide messenger RNA. RefSeq names its product zinc finger protein 69-like. Gene Ontology annotation, molecular function: RNA polymerase II transcription regulatory region sequence-specific DNA binding; DNA-binding transcription factor activity, RNA polymerase II-specific. The coding region runs from base 1 to 1095 and encodes 364 amino acids. Gene Ontology annotation, biological process: regulation of transcription by RNA polymerase II. Gene Ontology annotation, cellular component: nucleus. Lineage: Eukaryota; Metazoa; Arthropoda; Insecta; Diptera; Culicidae. The record is from RefSeq and is a predicted model, not a curated record. The transcript is spliced from 4 exons.